AUGGUAGUGGCUGGUGUGCAGGAGAAGAUUGGCGAUAAGCAGCAUGAGGAUAUCAUCGACCGCCGACAGGCAAUUUUCCGUGCUGUAGAGCUGGCAGAAACAGACGAUAUUGUAGUUAUAGCUGUGCAGAGGUGCAUUAUGGCAAGCUUUACAUUAGAAGAAAUAAUAAAAGCAACUGGCGGCAAGGUGUUAGAGCAGGUAAAAGCAGAAUUUACUGAUGUGGUGACAGAUACCCGCAAGUUGGCAGAGGGUGUAUUAUUCGUUGCACUGAAGGGUGAGCGUUUCAAUGGUGAGGUUUUUGCUGGUGAGGCACUGCGAAGGGCAGCCAGCGAUACUCAGACCGCAUAUCAGCAGAUAGCAGCCUUCCACCGUAAGAGAUUUGACAUACCGGUGAUUACAAUUACUGGCUCCAAUGGCAAAACUACUACCAAGGAUUUGACAGCUUCUGUUCUGGGUGCAAAAAUGAAGGUCUUAAAGACACAGGCAAAUUUCAAUAAUGAAAUCGGUCUGCCUCUCACUCUUUUACAGCUUGAUGAACAGCAUGAAGCCGCUGUAGUUGAGGUUGGUAUGCGUGGUCUUGGACAGAUUGCAGCACUUGCCCCUGUGGCUGCUCCUAAUAUUGGUAUCGUAACCAAUGUAGGUGAGACUCACAUGGAGCUUCUCGGCUCUAUGGAGAACAUAGCAAAGGCAAAGGCUGAGCUGGUUGAGGUAAUUCCUAGUGGCGGUGUUGUAAUUCUCAAUGCAGAUAAUCCUUACACCGCAGCUAUGGAUGCGAAAUGUCAGCCAGAUGUGAAGGUUGUUACCUUUGGCAUCGAGCAGGCAGCAGAUAUCAAGGCUUCUGACAUAGAGAGUCUUGGCAAAGAAACCAAAUUCAAGUGUGCAUUGGAGAAAAAUGGCGAGGCUCAUGAGUUUGUUCUUCCUAUGGCUGGCCGUCAUAAUGUGUACAAUGCUUUAGCGGCUAUAGCAGCAGGUGUUGUUAUGGGGCUUAAUGCGGAGGAGAUACAGACAGGUCUGAGUCAGCUGGAAAUGAGCAAGAUGCGCUUUGAGUACAAGCAGAUUGGCAAGUAUGCUGUUAUCAACGAUGCCUACAACGCCAGUCCAAUGUCCAUGAAGGCGGCACUUGAUACCAUCUCUGAGGUUGCCAAGGGGCGCAGUGUGGCUGUGCUUGGCGAUAUGCUGGAGUUAGGUGAUAAUGAGGCUGAGCUUCAUCGUCAGGUGGGCAGACUUGUUCCAGAGAGCGGUGUAGCUGUACUUAUUGCCUAUGGUAAGCUGGGUGAGGAGAUUGCCGCAGGUGCCAAGGAAAAAGGCAUGACUGAGGUUUACAAUGCACAUUCUCAUGAGGAAGCGGCAGAACUUCUGCAUAAGCUGCUUCAUGAUGGUGAUACUAUUUUUACUUAA
Molecule: messenger RNA, 1398 nt
Organism: Cylicocyclus nassatus
Lineage: Eukaryota; Metazoa; Nematoda; Chromadorea; Rhabditida; Strongylidae
Source: the annotation of a GenBank genome assembly